Molecule: messenger RNA, 859 nt
Organism: Glycine soja
Lineage: Eukaryota; Viridiplantae; Streptophyta; Magnoliopsida; Fabales; Fabaceae
Product: autophagy-related protein 8f-like
Exons: 6
Coding region: 317-688 (123 amino acids)
Biological process (GO): cellular response to nitrogen starvation
Source: RefSeq, a predicted model, not a curated record
CACAGUUUGUUAUUUUGUUAUCUUGAAGUAAUCCACCCACGGGUUUCUUGGAGUUGUGAUCAACUACGUUACUUCUCUCUUGGUUUUCUUCAUCUUCCACCUUCACCUGGUUUACUUCCUUCGAUAAUUAACUUUAUCAAAAUCAAACUUUGAUGUUCUUGCUUGUCUUAAUUACUUCUCUGUCGUUUGACGAAUAGUAUUACACUAUUGUCUGGGAAUUUUGUUCCUUUCCUCUUUUCUGAAUUCCGUUUCUCUGAAAAGAAGUUUAUCAUAAACACGGUAGGUAGAAGAUGAUCAUCGCACUUAUUAGGUUGGAAUGGCAAGGAACUACUUCAAACAAGAACAUGAUCUUGAGAAGAGAAGAGCUGAGGCUGCUAGGAUUAGGGAGAAAUACCCAGACAGGAUUCCGGUAAUUGUGGAGAAGGCCGAAAGAAGUGACAUCCCAAGUAUUGACAAGAAGAAGUACCUUGUCCCUGCUGACUUGACUGUAGGACAGUUUGUCUACGUGAUCCGCAAAAGGAUUAAAUUAAGUGCAGAAAAGGCAAUCUUUAUAUUUGUGGACAAUGUCCUUCCUCCUACAGGAGCAAUUAUGUCUGCCAUAUAUGAUGAGAAGAAGGACGAGGAUGGAUUUCUCUAUGUUACAUACAGUGGCGAGAACACCUUUGGGGAUCUGAUUUCCAUUCAGUAGCCAUUAUAUAAAUUUACACCGUUUGACCUCUGGUCUCCUUGAUCUGUCUGACAAAUUCGUUAUAGUACUCAUGUCAAGAACCUUACUCUCAAUGUUUUGUACAGUUGUAUAUAAAUUCCGUGAACUUGAUUAAUAUUAAAAGUUCCCUCAUUCAGUCCUUCUCGGUUUUAA